AUUUCCUAAUCUACACGGCCGAAACCGACCCUCUUCAUUAUCCGUUGCCUGCACCGAAAGAAGCAUCGAAUGCGCUCAAAAUUGAAACACUGAAAUUGGUGAAGAAAUGGCAUCAGAAAUUCGCAUUUGCUUAUCCAAAACUCAAUUACACCGUCCAGUUUUUGCGGUCAUCGAAAUCGUUCAACUUUGAAGAAGCUGAUGCUCAACUCGAGGCCGAACGAGUUCGUGCGGAAGAGGCGCAGCAAAGACUGGAGGCGAGAGGAAGACGAUGCCUUGAGCUUGUAACGAAUCAGAUGAACGAAAAACGCGAUGAUAUCGAGCGAUGUAUACAUGAGGCGAGAAAUGCCCUCGAGCUGCUCGUACCCAAAUUCGUUGAUCCGAACGAUUCGGUCGCCGAUUGUCCUUCAGAAUCUUCCUUUCCGACGACGAACGUUUCUUCGUUGCGAAAGGAUGCAGAACAAGAGGUGCUUCAUGCAUACACAGACAUUGAUACAAUAUCAGUGGUGAUACCCUCAAAGCUACCGUCAAUCAAACGAACCGACGCAAAUGAACCCAUAAUCGGCACACUAGUCGAUACCUUGAAACUACUUCGAUUCUACGAGAAAUUCAUUGCAAAGUCGCUGAAAAAACUUGUAAGUUUUGGUGGAAGGUACAUGGAGAAAACAAUAAAAGAGCUGGUUGAACUGAAAGGGCGAGUGACGCUUGAAAUUGAGAGAUGUGAUGAAUUGAAAGUGGAAGGCUUAGCGAAGAAAUUGGAU
Molecule: messenger RNA, 758 nt
Organism: Anisakis simplex (herring worm)
Lineage: Eukaryota; Metazoa; Nematoda; Chromadorea; Rhabditida; Anisakidae
Source: the annotation of a GenBank genome assembly